Molecule: messenger RNA, 2528 nt
Organism: Rhizophagus irregularis DAOM 181602=DAOM 197198
Lineage: Eukaryota; Fungi; Glomeromycota; Glomeromycetes; Glomerales; Glomeraceae
Source: RefSeq, a predicted model, not a curated record
CAGCAAAUUUUAUUUUUUAUUAAUGAAGACAACGAUAAAAUGACUUGAAGAACAAUAUGGAUUUAUUGAAAAAAUUUGAUGAAUUAAAUAAUAGAUUGUCAACUCUAUUAGAAGAAAAUAAAGAGCUUAAAAGGCAAAAUAAAAACUUUCAAGAAGAAAAUCAUGUAUUAAAGGAAAAACUUAAUGAAAGAGAUUAUGAAAAUCUUCAAGAAGAAAAUAAGAAAUUAAAACAACAUGUUCUAAAUUUAGAACAUCAAAAAAAUGAUCAACUUCGGAAAUAUAAAAAUCUUCAAGAAGAAAAUAAAAGCCUUAAUAUGAAAGAAACCCAAUUUCAGCAACAUAUUCAAAAUUUAGAAAAACAAAAAAGUGAGCAAUUUGAAAUAUUUUCACAAAAUUUAGAAAAGGCUUUAGGAAAGUUGAGAUUAGAUGACUUACAUGAAGAUAAUGUGAAUAAUCCCCAAAAAGAUUUUAUUUUGAGUUCAGAUGAAUUAGAUGAAGAUAAUGUGAAUGAUCCCAAAAAAGAUGAGAGUCUUGAUUAUAUGAAGGAUUCUACUAUACAAAAAGUGACUAUAAAGAAAGUAAUACAUCCUAUAGAUAAAAGCUCUUUUAACAAAGAUAAUAUCCGAGUCGUAGUUGGAUUAGACUUUGGAACAACAUAUUCUGGAUUCUCUUAUUGUCAUGUUGCUGAUUCGGAAAAUAUUACUACAAAUGAUCAAUGGCCCGAAAAUUUCGGAAAUUUAAAGACAAAUACGGUACUUCAAUAUGAUUAUGAGUAUGAUCGAGUUGAGUCAUGGGGACUACCAGCUCUAGCUAAAAGACCGAGUCGUCGAAAGAAUGAAAAUAGAAAAAGACCAGUUGAAUUAUUCAAAUUGCAUUUAGGUAAUUUAUCAGAAAAUUUAAAACCAAAACUUCCAAUUGAUUUUGAUUAUAAGAAAGCUAUUACUGAUUAUCUUCGCGAAAUUGGAAAGUUGAUUAAAGAAACAAUUGAGCUACGCUUUCAAGGAAUUGAUUUUCAUAAACAUGUAUUAUUGGUUCUUACUGUUCCUAUGGAAUAUUUGGAAGAAGACAUAGCUAUUAUGAGGGAAUGUGUAUAUGAAGCAGAGUUGAUUGCAAAAAGGUGCUCAAAUAAGUUACAAUUUACUACAGAGUCUGAGGCCGCAGCAAUUUAUUGUAUGCAAAAUGUAUUAAAGGAGCAUGAUUUGCUAACAUCGGGAAAAACUAUUAUGAUUGUUGAUUGUGGCGGUGGUACUGUAGAUUUAACUAUUCACAAGUUAAUUGGAAAUAAUCAAUUAAGUGAAAUCACCGAAGGUACCGGUGAUUUCUGUGGAAGCACAUUCAUUGAUAAUGAAUUUAUUGGUUUUUUACGUAAAAAACUUGGAAUUGAUGCCAUAAAUUCAUUCAGAGACAGCUGUUAUAGUCAAUUUCAAUCUAUGAUUCAAGAAUUCUGUCAACGUGUAAAAUUACCUUUCACGGGAGAUGAUUUAGUUUUUUCAUAUGAAUUAGAUAUUGAAAUAACUGCUCCAGUUCUAUUACAAUAUAUCGAUAAAGAAACCAGAUUUAAAAUGGAAGAAAAUGAAUGGUUGUUUGAAAUUAAUUAUGAAGACAUAAAAGCAAUGUUUGAUCCUGUUGUUGAUCGAAUUAUUAGGUUGAUACAUUUACAACUUUCUAAUGCUCGAGAAGAAUGUUCUGCAAUGUUCUUAGUUGGAGGUUUUAGUGAAUCAAAAUAUUUACAAAAAAGGAUUAAACAAGAAUUUCAACGGGAAGUAAAAAAUAUCUCAGUACCUAAGAAUCCUAUAGCAGCAACUUCACGUGGAGCUGCAUUAUAUGGAUUUUCUUUAUUCAAUUCAAAAAAUGAUAAUAUGAAAGUUACUAGAUGUAUUAUUGCUACAAGAAUUCUUAAGUAUACUUAUGGUAUUAAAGUGAGAAACUACUGGUUGGAAGGAGAUCCAAUUGAAAGAAAAAUCCGCGAUGGACGUAUUGAUAGAUUUCAUUGCAUAGCUAAACGUGGAAUUCAAGUUAAUGCUAAUGAAGAAUUUACAACAUUUUUCACGCCACUUUCUCCUAUGCAAACAAGAGUAUGUUUUAAAAUAUAUUAUACUAAAGAAUAUAGUGCAAAAUAUUGCGAUGAACCUGGUAUGAAUCUUUUAGGGAAACUUAUUAUUGAUCUUUCUGGAUCCGGACAUCUUGAUAAAUUAUUAUUUGGGGUUUCUUUUGGGCAAAUGGAAUUUGCUAUUACUGUAAAAAAUGAAACAAGUGGACAGUAUUGUAGAACUAAGUUUGAAAUUGAUAUUUAGUGAAUAAUUAUUUUCAAUCUGAUAAAUUCAUUGAUUUACCUUAUAUUAUCAUUUGACAAUGUUAUUCGCGCAAAAUCUCCUGGUUUUUUAUAGUAUCUAUUUAUUCAAAGAAAGUUGGUUCAUUCUGAAAAAAAUUCUGUAUAAUAAAAAAAGCCGACAUUCACUUGUAACAUGUUUAGUCCUCUGAUCGCAACCAAUAAAAAAUUAAAAAUAAAAAUUACUUUAGAAAAACUA